AGAAGUAGCUAGAUAUAUCAAUUCUGAUCGCCAUUCUUUUGUCUCUUACCAUGAUGCUGUCAGGAUCAUCCCCUCACAAGUUCAAGUCAACAUGUUGGGCGUGGCUGCUAUCGUCUUGACCGUUCUCGGUCUGACCCGCGAGGUGUCUUGCGCUGUCGCGUCAGGGGAGAACCAGUACAUUGUCGAAUAUGCAAAUGGCGUCGUCCCUCGCGACCUGCCUAUCGACGGCCCCGUAAAGGUGGUCAAGACGCUCGACUCGCCCGGCAUCUUCACCGGCGCCGUCGUCGAGGCCACCAGCAAAGAGGAGGCGUCCACCUUUGCGUCGGCCAACCGCGCGGCCAACAUCUGGCCCAACCAGCGCAUCAAGCUCGACGAGCCCCUGGACCAGCGCGCGUUUGCCGACGACGUCGCCGCCACAGACUACUCGGUGCACGCGGCCACGGGCGUCGACCGGCUGCACGCCGAGGGCAUCCUGGGCCAGGGCGUCAAGGUCGCCGUGGUCGACAGCGGCGUCUGGUACAAGCAUCCCGCGCUCGGGGGUGGCUUCGGCCCCGGCUUCAAGGUCGCCGGCGGAUGGGAUUUUGUGGGCGACGCCGGGCGUGACGAGACUCCGCGCCCCGACGAUGACCCGCUCGACACGCCGAGCAUCGGGCACGGCACCCACGUGGCGGGCAUCGUGGCGGGCUCCAGCGACAAGUUUGUCGGCGUGGCGCCCAACGCCACCAUCCUCGCCUACAAGAUCAUGGCGACCGAGGCUGGCUCCGACGUGGCCACCAUCAUCGACGCCUGGCUGCGCGCCUACAGCGACGGCGCCGACGUCAUCACCAUGAGCAUCAGCGGCCUGACCGGAUGGUCCGACAACCCCCUGGCCGUCUUGGCAGCCCGCCUCGUCGCCCAGGGCGUCGUCAUGACCGUGUCGGCCGGCAACAACGGUGCCGACGGGCCCUACUAUGCAGGCGACGCCAACACCAGCCCGCACCUCCUGUCCGUCGCAUCCGUCGGCGCAAGCAACUACCCCGCCACGCCCUACCGUCUGACCAUGACCAGCGACGGCGUGUCCAACACCACCAAGUCGGGAUACCUUCCCGCGGCUGCCGCAUUUCCCGCCGAGGUCAACGGCUGGCCCAUCGUGGCCCUCAACUUCAACACCAGCAACACCGACGACGCCUGCAGCCCCUACCCCGCCGGAACCGCCAACCUGACCGGAGCCGUGGCGCUCGUCCGCCGCACGGCCGGCUGCAACUUUGUGAGCAAACAAAAAAACCUGCAGGCCCUGGGCGCCAAGUACGUGCUCGUGUACAACGACAACCGGCCCAUCAUCACGCCCGGCUCCUCGGACCCGGGCAGCCUCUUGGGCAUGAUCACCGCCGAGGCCGGCCACGCCAUCAUCAAGGCGCUGGUCGCCGGCGCCAACGUGACGGCCGACUUUUCCCUGCACGCGGGAGACGCGCCCCUGGCCGGGAUCCCGGACCUCGCGGCCGGCGGCAAGCCCAGCGUCUUCAGCAGCUGGGCGUCGACCUACGACCUGCAGCUCAAGCCCGACGUCGCGGCCCCCGGCGGCAACAUCUUCAGCACCUGGCCCGAGGACUCGUACAUGGUGCAGAGCGGCACGUCCAUGGCCACGCCCUACGUCGCCGGCAUCGCGGCGCUGUACAUUGGCGCGCUGGGCGGCCGCGACAAACACGGCCCCGCCUUCGCCGCCGAGCUGACCCGGCGCAUCGCGAGCGCGGGCUCCUCGCUGCCGUGGUACGACGGCGCCGCCACCAGCGCCGAGUUCGUGGCGCCCCCGCUGCAGAUGGGCAGCGGGCUGGUCGACGCGACGAGGGUGCUGCGCGCCGCCACGGCGCUGGACGCCACCAAGCUCAACCUCAACGACACGGCAAACUUCCAGGGCGUGCACGACGUCACCGUCACCAACAAUGGCGCCGCCGCCGUGUCGUACAGCUUCGCGCUCGAGCCGGCCGCCGGGUUCGAGAUCUUUGAGCUGCACGACCUCGUCGUCAACAGCUGGGGCGUCAAGCAGUUCGCCAAGCUGGAGCCCAAGGACAUGGCCCCCGACGUGCAGCUGCCGGAGCCGUUCAGUCUGGGGCCUGGGGAGUCGAAAACGGUCACGGUGACGUUUGCCAACCCCGAGAACAAGGGAUGGAACGCCACGCUGAUCCCGGCGUACAGCGGCAAGGUCGUUGUGGCUGGCGACAACGGUGACCAACUGUCGCUGCCGUACAUGGGCAUCGGAGCAAGCCUCUACGAGAACGCCAAGGUCUUUAGAAAGGACUACCCCUCGUCUUUCUCUGGUGACUCGACGUGGUAUUCGAUUGACCAAAAGCCAUACUACAACUUCAACCUCACCAAGGGAGGCCGUCAGUUCCCCUGGAUACACACCUCGUUCACCUGGGGCGUGAGGGAGCUGCGAUGGGAUAUCUUCCAAUCCAACUGGUCCGAGUCGCAGUGGACCUACCCCCCGACGCCCGGCGCCAACGGCUUCGUCGACGCCGUGAGCCACUACACGGGCCCCUCGCUCAGCCAAGAGGGCAACUUUGGCGCCCCGCCCUACAACCUGUCGGAUCCCUUUUACAGCAGCCAGAUGGAGCCCUUCCCCCAGCGGUUCCUCUCGCGCCUCAGCACCUUCAACCCGGGCGAGCAAAAGUAUUGGUGGAUGGGCAAGAUGGCCAACGGCAGCCAGAUUGCGCCCGGCAACUAUACUAUGCGCGUGGCUGCUUCCAGGCCGUUUGCAGACCUCACCAAGGCGGAUGGGUGGGAGGUCUGGAGAAGAGAGAUCCAGGUGCUGCCACUAAUCUAGGUGGUUACUUGUCUUGCCUGGUAGUUGUAGUUCUACCGCUUGAAUAAUGAUGAAAUCUAAUACAGUGCACUUCUUCCUUGAUUCACCUGGCUACAUUGACAUGGAGAAACACUGAGAGUAAAACUGUCCAAACUAACAGAAAAACACAAUUUACAAUUUACAACAUCACCUAUACAAAGUCCUCUUGUCCGCC
Pyricularia oryzae 70-15 is the source of this 2993-nucleotide messenger RNA. Its product is annotated as minor extracellular protease vpr. Lineage: Eukaryota; Fungi; Ascomycota; Sordariomycetes; Magnaporthales; Pyriculariaceae. Gene Ontology annotation, cellular component: cytosol. The transcript is spliced from 6 exons. Bases 92 to 2800 code for a protein of 902 amino acids. Gene Ontology annotation, biological process: proteolysis. The record is from RefSeq and is a predicted model, not a curated record. Gene Ontology annotation, molecular function: serine-type endopeptidase activity; tripeptidyl-peptidase activity.